UUGUUGACUGACUUGGUGCUGCGGUGCGGUUUUGGCUGCGCGAUUGUUGCUACUGGCAAACCAGCUAGCUACCUUGUCAGAGAUAAAAGGUAUCCAUUUUCCAAGAUGUCAGCAAUGUAACUGUCUUCGUACAGCUAAAACUGCUUGCCCUGAAACCAAAAGGAGUUUACUUGUAAAUGAAUUUCGCAUUUUUGGAGCAAAUGCUAUCGUGGUUUUAGCUAGCAGUAGCUUAAGUUACAAGAUUGACAAACUAGACGGCUGAAGUUCCUCUGGAGUGAGAUGAGCAACGUCAGGCUCAACAGAGACACACAGCAUAGACGGUUUGCCAGCUGAGUGCAACAUGGAUUCAUUAACAUUUGAAGAUGGAUUUCAGCUGUUAAAUAACCUGCCCUUUCGGGUGGUUAUGUGAGUUGUGAUCUUCAGAAACUGGAGCAGCAGUAUCUGGGCGUUGCUGUCAAACUGUCGCUCGUCCUGGCUGCAGCGCUGGCCUAGAAAGCUAGCAGCUAGCUAGCGAGCUAGCUAGCUGGCUGUGCGUCUGGCUCAUCCACCAAAGUUGCCUGUGGUUGAAGGUCUCCCUGCCAACCAUGGACACUGAGACUGAUGCCUGCCCUGCAGUGCACCAAAAUGGGAAUGCCCAUAGGGAAUCACCAGCCAUGAGUCCAGCUGCUGCUGUUCUACGACUUCAUUUCUACCACAGCAGCCAAGGAGAGGGGAACAGCAGCUUCCUCAGCUACCCACCUGGAGAUUAUGUAGCAGAGGAAUUGUGUAUAGAUGCAGCCAAGGCGUGCAGUAUAUCACCUCUGUACUACGGCCUCUUUAGUCUCUUCAGAGAGAGAGACCAUUUGUGGUUUUCACCCAACCACAUCUUCCAGCUUGAUGAUUCAGCUUCAGAAGAUGUGUUUUUCAGAAUAAGAUACUAUUUCCCUGGCUGGUACAGUGGUGGGGCAUCCAGAGCAUAUCGAUAUGGGGUCACCAAGGGGUCAGAAAGCCCUGUCUUUGAUGACUUUGUAAUGUCAUACCUCUUCUGUCAGUGGAGGAAUGACUUUGUAAAUGGUUUGGUGAAGAUCCCAAACUCCCAUGAGACUCAGGAAGAGUGCCUGGGUAUGGCUGUCCUGGACAUGACGAGAACUGCCAAGGAGAAACAAACAUCGCCGCUCGACAUUUAUCACACUAUAAGCUACAAGUCCUUCUUGCCAAAGGAUGUGAGAGCGCAGAUCCAGGACUGCAACUUCCUGACUCGCAAGCGAAUCCGCUUCCGCUUCAAGCGCUUCAUCCAGCAGUUCAGUCAGUGUCGGACCACAGCACGCGACCUCAAGCUCAAGUACCUCAUCUGCAUGGAGUCCCUGGAGAAGGCCUUCUAUACAGAAACCUUUCAGGUCCGGGAACCAUCCAGUGGACAGCUCAUCAUCCUGGUGGCAGCAGGCAGCGGCGUCCAGUGGUGCAGAGAAAAAUUAAAAGAUAAUGGCGAGGAGCUGCAGACCUUAUGUGACUAUCCUGAUGUCACUGACAUCAGCAUCAAACAGGCCAGCAAAGAGGGUGCCACAGAGAGUCGGGUGGUGACAAUCAACAAACAGGAUGGAAAGAAUCUGGAGCUGGAGUUCUCCAGUCUUUCUGAAGCCCUCUCCUUUGUGUCCCUUAUUGAUGGCUACUAUCGUCUAACUACAGACGCACAUCACUACCUUUCUAAAGAAGUUGCUCCUCCUCGGCUUGUGGAGGCCAUCGCUUCACAUUGCCAUGGCCCAAUCUCAAUGGAGUUUGCAAUCAACCGGCUCCAAAAAAGCGGAGACAAGCGAGGAUUGUACAUUUUGAGAUGUAGCCCGAAAGACUUCAACAAAUAUUUCCUAACUUUCCCUGUUCAGGUGUAUGAUACAUUGGAAUACAAGCACUGCCAGAUCACCAGGUCUGAAAGCGGGGAGUUUAACCUCAGUGGAACCAAAAGAAAUUUUAGCAAUCUGCAGCAACUACUCAGCUGUUACCAAAAGGAAACUGUACGCUCUGACAGCGUCAUUUUCCAGUUCAGCAAGUGCUGUCCUCCUAAAUCCAAAGAAAAGUCGUGCCUCCUCGUGUGCAGGAGCAACAAGGGCUCUGAAGUGCCUGCAUCUCCAUCACUGCAUCGACAUAACAUCAGUCAGAUGGUGUUUCACAAGAUCAGAAAGGAAGAUCUGGAAUUUAUGGAGAGUUUAGGCCAAGGGACAUUUACAAAGAUCUUCAAGGGAGUACGUAAAGAGCUGGGCGAUUAUGGACUUGUGCACCAAACAGAAGUAGUCAUGAAAGUCCUGGAUCAAGCCCACAGGAAUUACUCUGAGUCUUUCUUUGAAGCUGCCAGUAUGAUGAGUCAGUUGUCACACAAGCACCUGAUCCUUAACUAUGGCGUGUGCGUCUGCGGAGAAGAGAACAUCAUGGUGCAGGAGCUUGUGAAGUACGGGUCACUGGACACUUACUUGAAGAAAAACAAGAACUCGAUCAACAUCCUAUGGAAGCUAGAGGUGGCCAAGCAGCUGGCCUGGGCCAUGAACUUCCUGGAAGAAAAGCAUCUUGUCCAUGGGAAUGUUUGUGCUAAAAACAUCCUUCUGAUCAGAGAGGAGGACCGACGAUCCGGAAACCCCCCCUUCAUCAAACUAAGUGAUCCUGGCAUCAGCAUCACAGUCCUGCCAAAAGAGAUUCUGGUUGAGAGGAUCCCAUGGGUGCCCCCUGAAUGUAUCGAGGAACCUGUGAACCUGAGCCUAGCUGCAGACAAAUGGAGCUUUGGCACCACACUGUGGGAGAUCUGCAGUGGUGGGGAGAAACCUCUAGCAACACUUGAUAACUCUAAGAAAAUGCUGUUCUAUGAGGACCAUCAUCAGCUUCCUGCUCCAAAGUGGACUGAGCUGGCUAAUCUGAUCACCAGCUGCAUGGACUACGAGCCCACGUUCAGGCCAACUUUUCGUGCCAUUAUCCGUGACCUUCACAGCCUCUUCACACCAGACUAUGAGCUGAUUGUGGACAGUGACAUCCUGCCUAACAGGACAGCGGGCUCAGGCUGGGCAACUGGAGGCAUUGAGAGUCAGGAACCGGCUCAGUUUGAGGAGAGACACCUCAUAUUUUUACAGCAGCUGGGCAAGGGAAACUUCGGCAGUGUGGAGAUGUGUCGAUAUGACCCUCUCCAGGACAACACAGGAGAGGUGGUGGCAGUUAAAAAACUCCAGCACAGCACUGCAGAGCACUUACGGGACUUUGAGAGAGAGAUUGAGAUUCUCAAAUCACUUCAGCACGAGAACAUCGUCAAAUACAAAGGAGUUUGUUACAGUGCAGGGCGACGAAAUCUCCGUCUCAUCAUGGAAUAUCUGCCUUUUGGCAGUCUGCGAGAUUACCUCAUGAAAAACAGGGAGAGGAUUGACCACAGGAAGCUUGUGCAUUACACUUCUCAGAUCUGCAAGGGUAUGGAGUACCUGUCCAGUAAGCGGUAUAUCCAUAGAGACUUGGCAACUCGAAAUAUUCUUGUGGAAAGUGAGCUGAGGGUGAAGAUCGGAGAUUUUGGCCUCACCAAAGUUCUGCCUCAGGACAAAGAGUACUACAUGGUCAAAGAGCCCGGGGAGAGUCCAAUAUUCUGGUACGCCCCUGAGUCGUUGACCGAGAGUAAGUUCUCUGUGGCGUCAGAUGUCUGGAGCUUUGGAGUGGUGCUCUAUGAGCUCUUCACCCACAGUGACAAGAACUGCAGCCCUCCUGCAGUUUUUAUGUCCAUGAUGGGGAACGAUAAGCAGGGGCAGUUAAUCGUGUACCACCUCAUUGAGCUUCUCAGAUCAGGCAGCAGGCUGCCUCAACCCCUGGGAUGUCCCACAGAGAUACAUGAAAUCAUGCAGGAGUGCUGGAACAUCGACCCUAGCUUGCGUCCUUCUUUUAAGGAGCUUGCUCUGGGCAUCGACUUGUUCAGGGACAGUAAAGAGUUUUAGACAGAAAAUCACCCAAAGUGCCCCGCCCUCCUCCAACCGAGUCGCUCUUAACAUUGUCGUCAUGUUUGUGACAAAGGGACAAAGGCCAAAAUGAGUUUCUUCUUCUGCUCAGUGCAAGCAUGUGACACAGCAGCUUGUGAAUGAAAGAGUGAUGGUUCAAAACUAGGACCAGAUGGAAAAACUACUGCCGAGGUGCCUUUAAGCGAGGCAUUUACGCACCAUUUCUGUACUGGAGCUGCUAAUUCCCUCACAGCAGAACAGAAAUGAGAGCUUGGAUGGAAGGAACUGUUGACUGUAGAUUUUGCUGAGGAAAAUCUGUUAAACAUACUGGAUUAAGUUUAAAAAAAGAAAAAAGUUUAUGGAGACUGUGAGGACAAUAUUGCCAGGUCUGAAGCUAGACACUUCUGUUAAAGAAGUCUUGUGUUAUUAAGUGUAUGUGUGUGUUUAGUGAGAGAGAAGUGAGGGUGUGUGGGUGUGUGUGUCUAAAACAAAAACAAAGAAAAAACAGCUAGCAGGGCUAGCUCUCACCAUCCCUUUCCCCUCACAUGAAGAGAAAUGGACUAAUAUUGUUUAGUGUUUUUUAUGUAUGUGUGUAUAUACAAACAGUAUAUUUGUGUACAUAUGUCCAGAAAAAUUUUGUAAUUUUAUAAAAUGAAAAUGCAGUGAAAUACUUAAUUUGAACUGCCAGCAAAAUGUCAGUGUUAACGAAGUUCAAACAGAGGUGAUUUAAAGAUCUGUUAUUUUAUGUUUUCAUUGUGCCAGGUGUCAUCAACAUUAAAAUUGUUUAAUUCCACAA
Messenger RNA from Cheilinus undulatus (humphead wrasse), 4725 nucleotides. RefSeq names its product Janus kinase 2b (gene jak2b). Bases 585 to 3929 code for a protein of 1114 amino acids. Lineage: Eukaryota; Metazoa; Chordata; Actinopteri; Labriformes; Labridae. The transcript has 24 exons. Gene Ontology annotation, biological process: cell differentiation; peptidyl-tyrosine phosphorylation; intracellular signal transduction. Gene Ontology annotation, cellular component: cytoskeleton; cytosol; membrane. Gene Ontology annotation, molecular function: cytokine receptor binding; histone binding; ATP binding. The record is from RefSeq and is a predicted model, not a curated record.